Molecule: messenger RNA, 507 nt
Organism: Rotaria sp. Silwood2
Lineage: Eukaryota; Metazoa; Rotifera; Eurotatoria; Philodinida; Philodinidae
Source: the annotation of a GenBank genome assembly
AAUCUUAAAGAUAAUUUGAAUUUUUCGAUUGUGUAAUUAUAAUUUGCAACAAAUAAUACAGGAGCUCAUGAUAAUCCAACAAUAUUACAAUGGUGGACCGAAGAAGCAUCCGAAAAAGAAAAACGUCAAUUUAUAGAUUAUAUCCGUCGUCCAAUUGAAGGUGAUAAAGAACUAAUCAAUGGUUUAGAAUUGGAAAAACACCUUGAUAAACAUAUUUGUUGGUAUUUCAUACAAAUUCUUUUCCAAUCAGCUGCAAAUGGAGCAAUUGUUCAAAUGCAAGAUCUUUUAAAUAGUUUAACAAGAAUGAAUAUACCAGGAACAGAAUCUGAUAUUGAAUAUGAUGGUCCACAAAAUUGGUCAUGGCGUUUUGAAUGGUCUCAAUUGACAUCCAAUAUUCGAAUCCGAUUAAAAGAAUUAACACAGAUGUAUGGACGGGAUUUAACAUAUGAUAAAACUAUUUCGUCAGAAGAUAUGACUUUAAAAAAUGAUUCGACAUCUCCUUUAUAA